AUGUCUUCGUCGAUAGAGACGCUCGAGCUGCACAUAUUUACUGACGCGAGUGAAAACGCCUACGGUUGUGUUGCGUAUCUACGAUUGGUCGUUCAUGGAGCAGUGAAGUGUAGCCAGAUCAUGUCACGAGCCAAAGUCGCACCACUGAAGCGCCAGUCGAUCCCUAGGUUAGAAUUGAUGGCAGCAGUUCUGGGGGCCCGAAUGAGGCAAACUAUUAUGGAAACGCAUUCUUUGCGAAUCGGUCAAACCAUUCUGUGGACAGAUUCACGAACGGUACUGUCAUGGCUGCAGUCUGACCAGCAUAAAUUCAAGCAAUUUGUUGCGUUUAGAGUGGGUGAAAUUUUGGAAUUAACUCAUAUGCGAGACUGGAGAUGGGUGCCGACAAAGCAAAAUAUCGCAGAUGUGCUCACUAAGUGGGGUCGCAGUCCACCAUUACACAACGAAUUGGAAUGGGUCCACGGUCCCUCAGUACUGUAUCUACCGAGAGAGCAGUGGCCUUCUGCUGAAACAAUCGAGGAAACCUUAGAAGAAACUAGAGGUAUUAUGCUGUUUCACGCGGUGGUCGAAGCCGAAACUAUUUCCAGCUGGACGAAACUAGUACGCGUGGUGGCAACCGUUAUGCGCUUCAUCUCCAACUGUCGACGUAAAAGAAUUGGUUUGCCGAUAGUGACUUAUCAAUCAUCAGAGUACCACUGUCGGUUGAUCCAAGCGGAGUAUUCGACAAUCAAGAAACCGCUUCAGCAGGAGGAACUUCAAAAGGCAGAAACCGUUCUUUUGAGACAAGCACAAUUCGAAAGUUUUCCCAAUGAAAUGAAUACUCUAACAAGGAAUCUACAAAGGAAAGAUGAUCAGCCACAGGAGAGGAUUGAAAAAUCUAGCACUCUGUACAAAAGAUCACCGGUGUUAGACGAAGAAGGUGUUCUGAGAGUACGCGGCCGAUUGGAGACGAACGAGGAGCUGCCCUUUGACAUGAGAUUCCCAAUCAUCCUAUCUGAAAAACAUAACAUCACGAAAAAGUUGAUCCUACAAUUUCACUACAAGUACGGCCACGCUAACAGGGAAACUGUAUUUAAUGAACUACGUCAAAAAUUUUGGAUCCCAAAGGCGCGUGCUGCUGUACUACAGGCGACGAGGGACUGA
Topomyia yanbarensis is the source of this 1140-nucleotide messenger RNA. RefSeq lists its product as uncharacterized. The record is from RefSeq and is a predicted model, not a curated record. NCBI's taxonomy places the organism in Eukaryota, Metazoa, Arthropoda, Insecta, Diptera, Culicidae. Gene Ontology annotation, molecular function: nucleic acid binding. The transcript has a single exon. The coding region runs from base 1 to 1140 and encodes 379 amino acids.